Messenger RNA from Phaeodactylum tricornutum CCAP 1055/1, 1647 nucleotides. RefSeq lists its product with no specific name. Gene Ontology annotation, molecular function: magnesium ion binding; GTPase activity; GTP binding. The coding region runs from base 1 to 1647 and encodes 548 amino acids. The record is from RefSeq and is a predicted model, not a curated record. The transcript has a single exon. NCBI's taxonomy places the organism in Eukaryota, Bacillariophyta, Bacillariophyceae, Surirellales, Neidiaceae. Gene Ontology annotation, cellular component: mitochondrion.
AUGGCCACGGAAGUUUUUGACGCAGACAAGGAACAAGAAACCAAGAAAAACCAGUCGCGUAGAAUCCAGAGCCUCCAAAAGACCGAAAAGGACGAUCCGGAAUGGAAAUUCUUUGACACGGCGCGGAUUCACGUGCAGGCCGGCGACGGUGGUACAGGCUGCGUCGCGUUUCGUCGGGAAAAGGGGGAAGCUCGGGGCGGCCCCAACGGCGGACGAGGUGGAAGGGGUGGGUCACUCUACCUUAUUGCUGAUCCCGGCCUGAAUACGCUCAUGCCUUUGCGACAGAAAGUGCACGUCAAGGCCCGACAGGGCCGCAACGGGCAGGGUAAGAAUCGAGACGGAACCAGUGCGGAUAAUAUCUACAUUCGUGUACCACCAGGAACUGUCGUACGGGAUUUAAAAACACAAAAGGUUGCCGGAGAACUGCGGGAGGCUGGACAAAAACUGUUGGUUGCCAAAGGCGGUCGCGGUGGACGCGGAAACGCCGCUUUCAUGACGGCGCGUCGGACGGCCCCCAAGCUGGCGGAACGAGGUGAACCCGGGUCAGCCAGGUGGCUGUCGGUGGAAUUGCGAUUAUUGGCGGAUGUUGGCUUCUUGGGCAUGCCAAAUGCGGGAAAGUCCACCUUGUUGGCGGCGGCUUCGGCGGCUCGGCCCAAAAUUGCCAAUUAUCCAUUCACCACGAUUGUGCCCAAUUUGGGUGUUUGUGACUUGGGUCAAGGGGCAGGACUCGUGCUGUGCGAUAUUCCCGGACUUAUUGAAGGGGCCUCCGAGGGUGCUGGUAUGGGCGGUGCCUUUUUGCGCCACGUCCAGCGGUGCCGAGUUCUACUCCACGUCGUCGACGGUACAUCGGAGGAUCCGAUUCGCGAUUUCAACAUUAUCAACAAGGAACUCCAGCAAUACGACGAAUUUUUGGCUCAAAAACCACAAGUAGUCGUCUUGAAUAAAAUCGACGUCCCAGAAGUCCAAGAGAGGCAAGAAGAGUUGAUGGAAGCUUUGAGAACCGCUACUGGCCAUUCUCGGGUCUUGGCUAUUUCUGCCGCAACGACAGAGCGUGUACAGGAGUUAAUGGGGCGACUCCGCAAGUUUGUCAACGUGCAACCAGUUCCAGAUUUACCAGUGUUGCCCGAAAUCGACUUGUCCAAAGCUGGUUUGGACUACGACAGCGACGAUUUUGAGAUUCAGUCCGAUCCAUCCUAUCCGGGACAAUGGCGAGUGCUCGGCGAGUACAUCGAGCAGAUGGCCAAAAUGACCCAUUGGGAAUACCCGGAAGCGGUAGAACGAUUUGGACGGCAGCUAGAGGCACUCGGUAUCAGUGCGGAACUGGCACGUCGUGGGGCUCAAGAUGGCGAUCUCAUCAUGAUUGAUCAAUACGACUUCGACUUUUCUCCUGGAAUGACCAACGUAUAUAUCCCUCCCGAUCUGUUAGAGCAAGAAGAAAAGUUUGCCAAAAGCAAAACCAUGAAGAAAGAAGAGGAGGAGAACGACCAAACAUCCUGGCGACCAUUCCAAGAGGGUGGAUUUCUGGACGUAGAUGUGGAAGAAUUUGUCGGAUUUGGAGAAGAGGACGACUGGGAUCUUUUGGAAGAUGACGACUUCGACGAAGACGGAGCAUUUGUGUACUCCGACGAUGAAGUCUGGACUUCGUAG